CACAGACACUGUAUUCUCACAGCCAGACACUCGCUGCUUUGCUUUGUGUUCGGGGGGUGGGUGGGAGACGAACCCCACUAGGGCUGACCUGUAGGGGCGCAGAGCCACACAUCUCCAUCACCUUGCUCUAGCUAACCCCAGGAGACGGCCGGAGAGAGGACAGAAGGAAAGAGAGGAGACCCAUCUCUUGCUUUCCUUCUUGGUAUUUCUCGUCUGGGCUGACCACCCAGCAGCCUUCUCCACUUUUUUCUCCAAACCUUUCCGCUGGCGCCCAUACCCAUGGCCACACCACCCGCAGACACAGGACCCCCACCCGAGGGGCAGACUACUUCAGAGGCCACAGAGCCUGUCUGCUCCACCACCGUGGUGGUGGUGGAAGAGCCGGAGCCGGAGCCUGUGCCUGAGACUACUGCUCCUGAAGCAGAGCCAACGGUGACCAUCCAGUGCAAAGCCUCCUCUCUGAAUGACCUCAAGGCCCAGCCUGCUACCAAUGGAGGACCUCGGGCCCCCAGCCUGACUGGCUCAGAGGGACGGCUAGCCCAAGCUGCGUCUAAUUCUCCCAGGCCAAGUCUGUGUCGACAAGGGUCUACAGCAACAGCUAGUGCCGUAGAAGCGGAAAAGCCAAAGGAUUAUCUGUUUAUUGCCAUCUUGUCGUGCUUCUGCCCCAUGUGGCCAGUGAACAUCAUUGGCUUUGUGUACUCCAUAAUGUCGCGCAACAGCCUCCAGCAAGGCGACGUGGACGGAGCCCUGAGACUGGGCCGAGUGGCCAAACUACUGAGCAUCGUGGCCCUGGUGGGCGGAAUCCUGAUUAUCACUGUGUCCUGCGUCAUCAACUUCGGCGGAAUUUUGUGAAAUGGUGCCACUCCGUUCCCCUCUGCGGACAUGACGGGGCGAGGGGAUCCCGAUCUUCAUCAAGACUCCUCCACAUUUCCAUCGAGACACCAGACAGAGACCUGAAGGAGACCGCCAAGAGUGACAGAGCGAGAGAGAGACCGAAAGAAAGCAGGAGUGCCUGGUGUAUCAUAGAGAAGAGUGCCUGUGUCUCCUCAUCUCAUGUGAUAUUUACACCCACACACACCACAGCCGCCAUUAAAUUUUCGGCCAGUCCGUAAAAAAA
Molecule: messenger RNA, 1117 nt
Organism: Nanorana parkeri
Lineage: Eukaryota; Metazoa; Chordata; Amphibia; Anura; Dicroglossidae
Gene: PRRT2
Product: proline rich transmembrane protein 2
Exons: 5
Coding region: 280-852 (190 amino acids)
Cellular component (GO): membrane
Source: RefSeq, a predicted model, not a curated record